UUCCCGUCAUAGAUGUGGCUGGUUAAUAAACGUGUGCAAGCCUACAUGGCCGUCUUCUGCGUGCUCGUCGUUGGCAUUAUAUUCUGGGAAAUCCAAACACACGAAAGGCCAAACGUCUAUCAUACUGACAAGAUGACAUCCAACGUAAUGCUUGAACUACGCAAGCUGAUUCAUAAAGCUCAUAGAACAGCUCGCUCAGGUCAAACAAAACUGUUGUUGCAGCAGUCACUCAACCUACUGCGCGAAAUUGGUAUCGAGGGGUCCGAUUUGGUCCACGAAGACUCCAGCGUGACUGAGUAUUUCGACCUCAGGAAGAGUUCAUUACCCGAAACUUGCCCGGAACACUGGGGAAAUGGAAGAAAGGAGGAUCUGCAUCCAGACAACAUAUAUUACACCAUUCCAUGCGCACGAAUACCGCUGGAGGAUCUUGUUGAAAUACUCCUCCAUGUCGACUCCUGUUCUCAAGCAAAACAUCUGAUAGAUCGUGUGCGCCUUAUAUAUCCCAAAAUAACAAUACACAUCUCUGUGGAAAACGCUGCUGAUAACAGCGAACUAUGUGAACCGUCAGGUAGUGCAUUUGUGUACAAGGGCCGCAAGGACGAGGCAUCGAACUGGAUGACUUUGGCUCGUGUUGGCCGAUCAAAUCGCCACACAGACCUGGAUCGUCUACUGAGAGUGAUGAACAGUCUGCAAGUGGAUAUUGUUGGUGGGGCUGUUCGGCUCGAACCAGAAGGUCGCUGGUAUCCUGGGUGCUAUCAGUCGGCCAUCCGCAACUUCAGUCUAAUUCUUCGCCCGGGGCACGACAUAUCCGCCAAGUCAUGCGCCUACUGCGAUUACGUAGCCUCUCCAUUUUUGAUCCGGCGCGACGUCUUCAACAGGGCCAUGAAAAACUCCAAACUGAAAGGGGUUGUUUCAUUUGUUGAACUGAUGCUUUCUGGCAUUUUUCGAACCGGUCGGUUAGAGUUACAAACUGUGGCUUGCAUUGAUGUCAUGUUUCACGUAGCCGGGCAUCAUACACCUCGGGGAUAUGGUGUGUCAGAAAUCGCAAAAACGGCAUGGCUUCCGUUGGCCAAGCAAUGGAGCAUCGAUAGAAUCAUUUUGUCAGGUGGCGUAGACCACCGGUGGACAUGCGACGAUGUGGAAAUUGACUGCAUCUCUUUCAAACAGCCCGGGCUAAUCAUCCCAAGAUGUUGCCUCGAAGAGCUCUUCAAUUAUAUCAUGAUGUUCAUAGACGCAGCCACCCGCUUCAACGUUUCAAACUACAUCGUGUCAGGCACUCUCAUGGGGGCGGUGAAGAUGAACAACGGAAUUUUGCCUUGGGAAAAGGAUGCAGACGUAUGUUGGGACGUUUACAAGCAUGCUACAGUCUCCGGUCUAAUUGCAAAUCACAUCACCAGUAUGUAUGACGUGCAGUUUCCCAAGCAACGCAAUACGACAAAACACGGCACUGAUAUAGCCGGUUGCAACAAAACGGGUGCGGCGUAUUGCCUGUAUCACAGUAUACGAGCUCAUAAUUGGUUUGUUGAACUAUACGGAGUUCCAGUAAUGUAUUCUUAUCAACCAAAAGAUAUGCAUAAUGUGACCAAAGUGUCUUUGAAUGGGCACUGGUUGACCGGUUUGCCAAAUCCCGGACGAGCAAGCAGGCAUGGUUACGGUGACAAUAUUUUAGGACAUAUACAACACUGGGGAGAUUACGGAGCCCCGAAUGGAUGGACCAGAUAUACGAAUGUGGAAGUUGAGCCAUUCCUGUCUUGUCCAACGGGGGUUGUACGUCAUGCAUGUUUAUCCGGAAACUAUCUGCCUCUGGGAAACAUACAAUUUCAAGAUAAUCCGGCAUAGUUACCAUUAUAGUUUGGCAAUGUCCGUUUUGAUUAGUACUGUCCUAGCUUGAUGCAAUGUAUUCGCUCCAUAGUUCCAUGAUUUACUCCCUACUGUGUAUAAUCAUGCGCUGUACUCUAGGGGCCUGAGAUUAGUCAGUUCCGUUUCCGUUUUCUGUACCGUUCGGUUUUCCAUUGAAUAAUAUUGACAGCAUACAAAAAACUUGACGAACUGUUUUGAGUGAACAUGUAUUUUGUACAUUGCUACUGAAAACACCACUGCCUCAUUUCGUCUUUCUUUUCUCUACGUAAUUUACGGCGGUUACUUUAUUAGGAUCGCAAGCCAUCAACAAACCGAUUGUGAUUUACCUUCACUACCGACAGGUUCA
This is a messenger RNA of Dicrocoelium dendriticum, 2206 nucleotides long. The record is from the annotation of a GenBank genome assembly. NCBI's taxonomy places the organism in Eukaryota, Metazoa, Platyhelminthes, Trematoda, Plagiorchiida, Dicrocoeliidae.